Molecule: messenger RNA, 1234 nt
Organism: Centruroides sculpturatus (bark scorpion)
Lineage: Eukaryota; Metazoa; Arthropoda; Arachnida; Scorpiones; Buthidae
Product: trihelix transcription factor GT-3a-like
Exons: 4
Coding region: 343-1212 (289 amino acids)
Source: RefSeq, a predicted model, not a curated record
UAUUCAAAAUCUCAGCGCGCUGCCAGCGCCUCUCAGCACCUCUGUUCAAAAUCUCAGCCAACUUCCGGUUGCUGCCAGCGCGCUGCCAGCAAACUGCAAGCGUCUUUUUCAGUGCUGGAUACGUCAGCAAACAAGAUGGCAGCAACCAUGCAGUUAGUAAGUGCUUUGAUAAACGUCGAUGGUUUCGAAUUCAAUGCACUCAUUGAUGAAUGCACAUUGAAUAAAUUAAGAUCAGGUAAGUACAUUAAUAGAUUAUUUUAAUAUACCAACAUAUUUAUAUGUGUGAGACAUAUUUUUAAUUCUGUAAUAUUUUUGACAUUUUUUUCCUUAGAUGCAAACUACAUGAAAAAAUAUCUGAAUGAUAUGAAGCAUAAUUCAGAAAUUGAUAUCCCAACGAAUUUAGAUAUCAGUGCACCGAAAAUUAUUCGAAUUUUUCGAGUCGUAGAAAAGGAUGGUGAAUUUGAACUCACAGAAGGAGUCCAAUUCAGUUUUGAAGAGGCUGAAAAAGGUGAUCAGCCUGAAAUAAAAAAAAAUGAGCAGAAAAAGAAACAAAAGGUUGAAUGGUCUGAUGUGGCUACACAACUUUUAAUCAAUUGUAGGAUUGAAAAAGAAAAUGACUUCCAGAAACCAAUUGCCAAGGCAAAACUGUGGAAUCAAAUUUCGCAGGCCUUACAAGACAAAGGGGUCAAGUUUACAGGGGAGGAGUGUAGCCAUAAAUGGCGAAAUUUAAUGUGCACAUUUAGGCAAAAUUUGGACAAGUUAAAAACAUCAGGAGAGGGGAAAAUAAGAUGGGAACAUUUUAAUAAAUUUUAUGAAGUGUAUGGUGGAAAGACGAAUAAUAAUCCUCCACCUCAUUAUUUGAGCUCAUCAAUUGCCUCUCCAGCAUCACCUUCUCCGUGCACCUCAGUGAGUGCUGUUUAUACAUCUGGCUGCAACUCCCCUGCUGCAAAUACAGCCACAACUAGCAGUGAAAAUAACACAUCAGACUCUGCCAACUUGGACUCACCCUGUCCUUCGACAUCUCUUACCAGGGAGAACCGUAAGAGAAAGCGGGAACCCCCUGCAUGGUUUUUAGAAGAAAUGGCGAAGAGAGAUGCCAAGGAUGAACAGAGGUGGAAGGAGGUGAAGGAAAUAGAGGAAAAAAAAUUACAUGAGUUGCAGCAACUCAGAAUGCUGAUGUCUGAACUAAUUAAAAAUAAAAACAAUGUAUAAUAAAUUUUUUUUUUUUAAAGUA